Aspergillus homomorphus CBS 101889 is the source of this 3256-nucleotide messenger RNA. Its product is annotated as putative phospholipid metabolism enzyme regulator. NCBI's taxonomy places the organism in Eukaryota, Fungi, Ascomycota, Eurotiomycetes, Eurotiales, Aspergillaceae. The record is from RefSeq and is a predicted model, not a curated record. The transcript has a single exon. Gene Ontology annotation, cellular component: PAS complex; fungal-type vacuole membrane. Bases 153 to 2942 code for a protein of 929 amino acids. Gene Ontology annotation, biological process: vacuole inheritance; protein localization to vacuolar membrane; positive regulation of phosphatidylinositol biosynthetic process.
CCGGCUUUCCCGCCCGCUUGGUGCUCACCGAAUUUUUCGAUUCCUAUUUUCCCCUCCUCGUGUUUGUCUUCCACCGACUCUUAUCCUGGUUCCCUCUCGGACCUCCUGAUUUCUGAAAGGGCUUGUCGGCAUUUUCUGACGCAGCAGAAGUCAUGGCGGCGGAGUCCGAGAGGUCACCUCAUCCCAACGGGACCGCUGGCGGAUCUAGAGUGGCCCAAACCGAUGAGGCUGCCUCGUCCGUUGCAGCGCCUCGCCGAUCUGUCAGUGAAAGCUACAUGAUGGAAGUGCCACGUUCGACCUUUAGAUCCCCAAUCCAGGGGCCUGCCGUGUCACAGCUGCCUAAGUUCUCGCAUGUCGUUCCUGGCAUCGCCGUCCCAACGCCCACCGCUCCCUCAGUUAUAUCCUCCCGUGAAACCUCCCCGGUCCGAUCCACUCGUCGUCCGCGCAAUUCACCAUCGACUCCUCGGAUCGCUUCUCGAUCACGCAAAGGCAGCGUUGACCGGAGUCCGAAUAGAUCCGCUUCCACAACGACCGCAGGGUCGGGCACGCUACCCUCGGCCACGGCCAUUCAACGAGCAUUAUCCAAGAACCUUAAACCUCCCAUCCUCAGUCCAACUCCCAAUGCCGAUUCGUCCUCCGAUGCGCCUAGCCCCGAUAAGUCUAAUAUGCCAUUGUGGGCCACUUCGCGACGGUCGGAGCCGGAGCCUACCCAACCGAAUACCUCGAUCAAGCGCUCGACGCCCGGGCCGGACGAUCAUGCGACGAAGACCGACCGGAGUGCCCCUCGGGCGGUCAAUCGGGGAAAUCACACACCAGGGUCGGCCCUCGAGACCGUGCAGGAGAUGGCCAGUGAUCAGUCCACACCCUCAACCGAGACUAUCCUUGGUCUGCCAUUACGGGAAGACCCACAGCUGCAAAAGAUCGAUGAAGACGCGACGCCCAAGGCCCCUCGACUGCAGCAGAAUGAGAGUGGCAGCGAUAGUGGUGGGAACAAGAGCUCGGAGCAAGUGGACGGUUUUCGCCGUCAUGCACCCUCGGGUUCCCGGGGUUCCAAUAACACCAUAAUCCCGAAACCAUCCACUACCUCUCUGAGUGGAGGUCCGCGCGCAAAGCCGACCGAUGGUUCCGUGCGUAACAUGAUAGUUGAGACCGAAACCGUCAGUUCUAUCCCGCAGGUAUCUCUCGGCGUGGUUCCCGGGGAUCGAGGCAACACGGGUCGGGUGGAUUCAGGUACACUUCGAAUGAAACCCAGUACCGAGACCAUCCGCCCCAAGAAGGAGAAGAAGCGGACCCGGAAGCCGGCCACACUGACGACCAGCACGGCCUCGUCCAAGGCAGACAUCUUCGAGGCGAAAGUGGCCAGUGCGGUGGACGAGGCCGAUGUGUCGGAUUCCGACGAAACAUUCGUGUACGAGUCGAAUCCCCCGGAUCCCUAUCCGGUUCGUCAAAACCGGUACCAUUCCCGAACCCCGAGUGCAACAUCCAUGGCUAGUCAGGUUGACCAACUGGCUGGCCGGAGUCGCGCGGGGAUUCGAGAUGGGAACCACAGCGUCACGGGCAAGCGAAGCAUGAAGUUUACCAAUAAUACCUUCACUAGCAAUCCUGAUGACUUCGGAGAUGAGACAAUACGCAGCCACCCCCGAACCGAUGGCAGCGGAACGCACACUCCUCGAGCUCCAUUUCAUAUCGGGCGUCAUGGGCGUAACGGUAACGUCUAUCCGUCCUUAUUCGAUAGCGAUUCGCCUUUUCCUCAGUCUCAAAGCAAUGCCAGAUCUCCCCGCCAUUUUGUGGGUAACGCCUACCGACAGUCUCGACACCUUGGGUCACGCGCAAAUCCGAACUAUCGCACGAUCAGUGGUAGCAAGAAACCACACGAUCUCUAUGGCUACGAUUUCGAUGCCGAAGGAGCAGAUGAUGAGCGUACCCCUCUCGUUGGGUCACCCCGAGUAACACGAAGCCGACAGAGCGGUGGACGGCGCCCAAAUAGCGCCAGUCUGCGCCAAAUGGAAUACAUGCAGCAGCGCCAUCGUGGGUUCUUCUCCCGGUACGGCGCAUGUCUGUUAAUCACCCUUUUGCUCUUGUUAGCUGUCGGAGGAGUCGUCUCGUUCGUGGUGGCGACCACCAAGUCCCUCGUCGAUGUUCAAGUGCUUGACAUCCAGAAUGUCCUAGCGUCCGAGCAGGAGAUCAUGCUGGACUUGAACGUGCAAGCCAUCAACCCGAAUCUGUUCCCAGUAUCGAUCGACGAUAUGGAUAUGAACAUCUUUGCUAAGAGCCGGUUUGUGGGGACGGACAAAUUCUGGCGCGACGGUGAGCUCGACUUAAGCCGAAUACCUCGAGUGGAGCACCGCAGGAAACGAGCCGAAAGGUCUCGACUCGCUCGCUGUGCCGGCACAGCAGGCUGUCAGCCGAAUGAGACGGAGUUAAGUGGCAUGGUGCUUCCUCGUGGCGGUGUGGACAAGGGCACCGAUCCCAUGCCCACCGAUCCCGCAGGCGAUCCCCAAACGAUGUUGCUCGGUCGCGUUUUCCAUUUCGACUCGCCACUGUUGUUGGAACCGUCGCCAUGGAACUAUGAGCCGUCGACUUCGAAAGGACAGAUCCGUCUUGCUCGGCCCGGCAACAAGACAGAAGAGGGCGGCACGGAACGGUGGGAACGAGUGCUUCAACAUCCAUUUGAACUGAUCGUCCGUGGUGUGGUUAAAUAUCAGCUUCCUUUGAGCUCGCGCUAUUAUUCGGCGUCGGUGAGCUCUAGUAUCAAGGUGAUACCAGAUGACGGAGAUGACGAUGAUGGUGGAAGCGGGAGCCCCGGAAAGAACGGCACGGUCACAAUCUCAGCCCGGAGAACUUUCCAACGGCGUUUCCGUACUGUUCGAGACCCCGAAAACCUGACCCUGAAUAUUGUCCGAAAGGCUUUUCGUAUGGUCAAGCGAGUCUUUGCAGCUUAGAUUCAGAUUGUUCGGGCUGAAUUCCCCUUUGCCUGGCGUUAUGUGGAGCUUGCGGUUCGAGCUUUUAGCGGCCUCUCGCACAUCUUCCUCCUUGUGCGACUCACGGCUCUUGUCACCCCCUGCAACAUAUGGCCGUAUCAAAUUUUGUUUAUCCUUCUACGCAGUUGGAUCUGUUUUCUCUCGACUUUUACCCACUGAUGUGUGACGAAUUGACAUAAUCUAUCACGAUGACUCGACAGCGAAGGCAUGGGCAACGGUGGCGGUCUUUCAAAAAGACGUUCAUAUCAUAUCUGCAUCAGCACGGCGCUUCUAUA